This is a messenger RNA of Seriola aureovittata, 2654 nucleotides long. It is a transcript of the gene triqk, whose product is annotated as triple QxxK/R motif containing. NCBI's taxonomy places the organism in Eukaryota, Metazoa, Chordata, Actinopteri, Carangiformes, Carangidae. Gene Ontology annotation, cellular component: endoplasmic reticulum membrane. The coding region runs from base 185 to 439 and encodes 84 amino acids. The record is from RefSeq and is a predicted model, not a curated record. The transcript is spliced from 4 exons.
AUAAACCAGGAACUAUCAGCAGGAAGAAGUGGUGUGUUGGCAUUUUGGCGAAAAUCAGAUGAAAGUCCAAUAAAAACCCGACACUGCGUGUCCACGUACAGCAGUCAGACGUCUCGUGAUGCAGAAACACCUCUACUAAGCGACGUCUUCUCUCAAUAAACAACGACAGUGCUGAGGAGGGAAAAUGGGGAAGAAGGAUGCCAGUGCGACCGGAUUACCAGUUGAUCAGUACCGAAAGCAGAUUGGGAAACAGGACUACAAAAAGACAAAGUCUGUCUUAAAGGCCACACGGCUGAAAGCUGAAGCAAAGAAGAAUUCCUCUGGAUUCAGGGAUGCGUUCCUUGUCAUUGCAGCAAUCCUCUUCUUUGUUCUCUGCGUCUACGCCUUCUUCUACCUCAACCUGAGCACUGAGAUUAACCUGGAUGUGGAUGUGGAUUAAUAAGAGUCGGACCUUCUUCUUUACACACUUUGUUGUUGACAUAUUGACGGUGAACCUCUUCUUCAGGAGAAAUGCUGCAAUGCAUUAAUCAGUGAAAGUUUCAGGCCAUUUUUGAGAUUUGACAUUACCUUCCUCCUGUGUAUUUUCUGUGUGCGGUUUAUGCAAUGAAACUGUACCGACAUAUAAUUACUGACAUAAUUAUACAAUGGUUUUACAUCUAUAAAUGAUUCAUUAUUUCCCUGAAGUACCUUUUGAUUCCUGUUCUCUGAAAAAGUCAAUGACCUCUUGCUCCACGGCACUUGAAACAUUCUGCUGCAAAAUCUACAAUCAGCAACGGAAAUGAGCCUCUUUUUUUUUCUUUUUUUUUUUUUUUUUCACGAGUCUUCCAAACUACGGUUGUUAAUCUUAUUCUGUGGAGUCACGUCCCUCUGUUUUCUCCUCUAAUAGAAAAAUGUAAAUCUCUCGCUGAACCUCUCGUCACAUCGAGACAAACACUUGCCUCACAUUCCAGUGCACAAACCUCUCCUCCCGGAUAUCUGGAGAUCACAAAGUGUGAGAUUAGAAUCCACAAAGCCCUCGUCCUGAUUGAACAUGUGUGCAGAAUACAGAGCAACACAUUGUACCUGCUGCACAUACACGCAGCACUUAGACACCCGCAGGAUUAGCAUUACAAAUAUGACGCUGUUCUUUCAUUUGAAUGGAAAUUACAUACAUGAACGAUGACUGAAUAAAGGUGGCUCUACACCUUGAUGAUUUUCUUCUUCUCAAAUAUGUAUUGCUGUCCCUUUUAAAGAUGUGAUGCGUCUCUGUAGAACGGAAUAUGAAGGUUCGUCAAUGCUUCUUUUUCACAAGUCUUUACUCUUUGUGCACCAGACGUAUGGACUGACCUUCUAUUAACCAUUUCAGUCCAAGUGCUUCCACUGUUUGAGAUUCUUUAUCACGUGUGCAAAGUCAGGGUCUUUGUUGGCAUUAUUUUUCAUUUCAUUAACACUUUAUAUUCCAUGUUUUUCUCAGCACACAGCAGCCCUAACUAGCAAUAGCAGCACUGUUGUCAAAAAGGCAACUGACGCAUUGUUUUUGAAGUCAUCUAUAAAAGUCCUAUACCAAAUACAUAGGACUUCUUUUGUUUCGAAUCUUAAAAAAACACCAAAAAAAAAGCAAAACAAGUCUUAUGUCUGUGCCUGAUUGUGUUCUGUGGCUCAUAGGGUUCUCGAAAUGUGAGACACAUUUUGAGCUUUCAGUUUCGGCCUUUUCUCCUCUUUUCUCCCAUGACCUUCCGACCUCUAGUAAAAGACAACAUGUCAAAGAAACCAUUAUGAUAAGCAUGCGCCCGUACCCUCACCCAGUGGCUUUUAUCUAGCCUUGGUACAUCCAGGACCCCCCCCCCCCCCCCUGUGUAACAAUAGACCGCCCGACCGAAUAGACCUUCAUACAUGACACCUGUUAUCUAAAAGGUCACCAUUACCAAACACAAGGCCUCUGACAUCAGCACAGUGGAAAAGAUCUGGCAGCACAGCCUAUUUGUUCAGACCCAUGUUUGGCAAGAUGAUAUGCAGGCUAUUUUUCCCAGUAGUGUAAUGGUCAGUGCUAUUUUUGAAUUGGUUUGUUUGGUGUAUAUAAACAUUUUUAUUGUUUACUUUGUCAUUAUGAUUCAGUUACUGGAUACUGUGGGACAUUUUAAAAUCAAAAAUCAUGUAUCUCUUUAUAAGGAAAUAAAAACAAUGUAUAAUGUAAAAAAAAAAGAUUCAAAGAUCAUUUCAGUUUUAAUUAAUUUAUUUGAAUUGAUGUUUUGUGAUCUUAAGUGUGAAUCAAGCUGUUUGGUACAUGAGAAAAAGGCAUGUUAUGUGAUUUUAUGGCUUUUCAGCAUUGAAAUCUGGACCCUUAGCUGAUGCAGACAGGCGACAUGUAGUUCAGAAAAGGCCAGCAGUAUCAAUUUUCUUCCAAUCCUUGGACAUAUCUAAAGCCAUUUAUGUGGCAAAGUAAUUACUAUAAUUGCAAAUCUUAAAUGAUAUAAAAGAAGGGGUUGAAUUUAAUCACGGUGACAACUGAUCAGGCUGUGCAUACCCAAGAUAACACCUUGACAUUAACUUUAACUACCAGUAAUGUUUCAUUCUUCUUUAUCCCUACAGGUUUAUAUUUAGCUGUUAAAUGAAGGUGUAGUCGUUACUUUGUGUCUUAAAAGUUAAUGAAUAAAAAAUUAUUGUCGAUUUUCUUU